This is a messenger RNA of Formica exsecta, 1531 nucleotides long. RefSeq lists its product as uncharacterized. Bases 617 to 1015 code for a protein of 132 amino acids. The transcript is spliced from 4 exons. Lineage: Eukaryota; Metazoa; Arthropoda; Insecta; Hymenoptera; Formicidae. The record is from RefSeq and is a predicted model, not a curated record.
AGAUUUAAUAGAAUGGAAUUAUUCUUUCUUCUUAAGUAAAUUAUUUCUUAAAUAUGACAAAACGAUUCCGUUUAUUGUUUAUAAUUUCCAAAAAAUUAUAAUUAAACUCUGAUGGAGAAGAUUUUUCGGGAAUUAAGCUUUGAAGGUAUAUAUAAAUGGAAUUUUAAAAAGGUGAAUACAAAAGAGUCGAGUACACAGGAUCGAUAAAAUGUCAAAACAAUGCGUCCACGUGUGCUCCGUUUAAUAGCGUUCACGUUCAUGGAAAUUUUGCGUACAUUUUUUGCCAAAGCGACGGUAUCGUUACGUAGAUGAUACGUACAUACACAUCAGUAAACGCAUACACGCAUUCGACAUAUUCUCGAGUUACAUUCGCGCGACAAUGAUUAUCGUUGUGAGAAUGCAAUGUUGAAUAUUGAUGUAAAAUUCGAAUCUGUUGCGAAGAGGAUGCCACGAUUAACAAUGGUAUCACGUGAUUAUGCGUGCAUUCCGUUGCGUGCAUUUAGGGGAGGGUAGGAGUGAUUACGCGGGUCUAUAUAUAUACCUAUGCUACGUUCUGUUCGAUCGUCCGUGAUAAUCGCGGUUUAUUCGUGACGUGACGAGAUCUAAUUGAGGUGCAAUGAAAAGAGCGGUGUAUUUUGUCUUUAUAAUUGCAAUUGCGCGUUUGGCAAUGCAAGAGGAAGUUACGAAGGGCGUUUGUAAUUGUGCGGUAUCCACUGUUCCGGCAACGGAACCGAUAAUACAACACACGCUUCCGUGCAAUGUGAGUUGUGAUCAAGAAGGUCUUGAGAAGUGUCAACAAUUAUGUAUCGCCUUGGCUGAAACCGUUCGAGAUACAGUACCAAUGCUGAUUUGCGAGAAAUUGGACACGCAUGUCAACAAAUUGAAAGUAGCUUUAUACAUGAAAUCAUGUGAUUUGUCUUUUUGGGCAUUCACUGGUUUGGAAAGCGCAGAGCCUAUCUGCUGUCACGAAGGGAAAGCAGUUACUUGUGAUGAGAUGAUGACAAUAGAAAAUUAACGAGCUGAGAAUCCAACUCAUUAUUUCUUGCUCAUUUACAUCAUUAACGAAUAUUUUACGUAGUGCGAAUACAUCAUAUUCAUAAUUUUUAAUAUAAAAUAUUUGUAAUUAGUAAUUCCGUUUUGCAAAUUUAUAUAAAUUAACUAAAUAAGAGAGCAAUUAUAUAUACACACGAAUAAUAAAAUAUAUAAGCAACAAUAGCAGAUCUGCUAAAUUUAUUCAAAGAAUGAAUUCAAAGAAUGUCAUUUUGGGAGCGUUAUUUGAUAUACAUUUGUAAUCUUUGUUGUCUUUAACAAAGCUCGGAUACCAAGACUGAGACUGCCAAGAAAUCUACCUACUACUGAAGUCUCUAUACAGAUGGUAAACCUUUAGCUUAAAAUACAAUAAUAUUGUUCUACGUCUCCAAAAUAUCUGAUUCUUCUCGGAACGAAAGAUCUGCACAAUGAAAAAAUUGUUUAUAUCCUGCCUCAUAUCUUUUUUGUGUAAAAAAAAUUGGGUAAAUUAAUUUUUAAAUAA